This is a messenger RNA of Gongylonema pulchrum, 753 nucleotides long. The record is from the annotation of a GenBank genome assembly. NCBI's taxonomy places the organism in Eukaryota, Metazoa, Nematoda, Chromadorea, Rhabditida, Gongylonematidae.
AUGGACAGUUUUGGUGGACGCUCGAGAUUCUCAUGUCUGAAGAUCGAUGAUGACACAGAUUCGUCCGGCGACGAUGACCGGGAAUCCGAGUCGAAGGGCAAGGCUCAGCAGUUGAGCCAGAAAAAAGUACGUGGGAAUCAGAAAGAGGAAAAGAAAGCCAGUACUGGUGGCCUGAUUGUGCAUCCGGUUGUGCAAAAGCAAAAAAAUAAGAGCAAAAAGAAGAAAAAGAAAAAAGUGCGUGGGAAUCAGAAAGAGGAAAAGAAAGCCGUUACUGGUGGCCUGAUUGUGCAUUCUGGUGGCCUGAUUGUGCAUCCGGUUGCGCAAAAGCAAAAAAAUAAGAGCAAAAAGAAGAAAAAGGAUUUGCAAACAGCUCUCGAAUUAAGCCGUGAGAUGGCGAUUUCUGCAGCAUCUCCUUCUCAGGAAACAUCACUAGAAAUGGCUAUGAAAUCUAAUAAGGAGAAGGAGCAGCGGGGCGCAGAAAGCGACAGUGCGGAACUGCUGACUGCCGAUAUCGAUAAAGAGGCUUCCAAUCUCUUUACGAAAACUGGUGGAUCCACGACAUCUAGAGAAAGGCAGCUAGUUGCAUUGUAUCGGACAAAACUUCUCGAAGUACUGCGGCAACAGAAAUUGGAUAAUGACAUAAGAAAGAAAGCCGAGGAGGAAAUGACGAAGUAUAGAAGUCGCUAUAAGAAACUAUGCCAGUUAUUAAACGACGCUGAAGGUUCGUUAACAGUUGCCUGCCUUUUUUCUUAG